AUGGAAUAUUCAACUAAUGCAACAUAUUUAUUUUUGGAGGGGUAUGUGGAACUGCAGAAGUACAGAUAUUUUUAUUUUGUGAUUACUCUCGCAGUGUAUCUGUUGAUUAUUUGCUUUAAUACUGUUGUUAUUUUUGUCAUUUACACAAACAAAUGCCUCCAUGAGCCGAUGUACAUUUUCAUUGCUGCUUUACUUUUCAAUUCUCUCCUUGGAGCAUCGGCACUUUACCCUAAACUGCUGAGUGAUUUUCUCUCUGAAACACAGGUUACUUCUUACUCAGCCUGUCUGUUACAGGCUUUUAUUAUUUACACCUAUGGAACAUCAGAGUUUACACUGUUAUCAGCUAUGGCCUACGACAGAUAUGUGUCCAUAUGUAAACCAUUACAGUAUGCAACUCUUGUGAAAAUGUCCACUGUUAAAAAGCUCAUAUUUUUCUGUUGGUUUGUUACUUCCUGUGAAAAUGGGAUAACAAUGAUAUUGACAUACCGACUUCAGCUGUGUAAAUUCAGGUUAAACCGAAUAUAUUGUAAUAAUUAUUCAAUAGUUAGAUUAAGCUGUGGAGACAUGACUGUGAACAAUUCAUAUGGACUGUUUGUUUUAACUGUUGCUGUAUUUCCACCAGUGAUCUUCAUAAUCUACUCAUAUGUUAGAAUACUUGAUGUCUGUUUAAAGAAUUCAAAAGAUUUCAGAAGAAAAGCUCUGCAGACCUGCUUACCACACCUUUUUAUUUUCAUCAGUUACUCUGUUACUGCAUGUUUUGAAGUGAUUAAUAGCAGAUUUGAAGGGAACAUGCCUCACAUUAUUUCUGUGAUAGUGUCAGUUGAAAAUUUUGUUAUUCCUCCUCUGAUCAAUCCUAUUAUGUAUGGUCUAAAGCUGCAAGAGAUUUUUAAUAGAAUCAAGAAAAUAUUGUCUUUUAGGUGUUUUUCUUAA
Molecule: messenger RNA, 930 nt
Organism: Pygocentrus nattereri (red-bellied piranha)
Lineage: Eukaryota; Metazoa; Chordata; Actinopteri; Characiformes; Serrasalmidae
Product: olfactory receptor 52E8-like
Exons: 1
Coding region: 1-930 (309 amino acids)
Biological process (GO): G protein-coupled receptor signaling pathway
Cellular component (GO): membrane
Molecular function (GO): G protein-coupled receptor activity; olfactory receptor activity
Source: RefSeq, a predicted model, not a curated record